Trichoderma atroviride IMI 206040 is the source of this 198-nucleotide messenger RNA. RefSeq lists its product as uncharacterized. The record is from RefSeq and is a predicted model, not a curated record. NCBI's taxonomy places the organism in Eukaryota, Fungi, Ascomycota, Sordariomycetes, Hypocreales, Hypocreaceae.
AUGGCUCUUUGCUGGCAUGCGUCAAAAGGCCCAGAUGCCGGUCUGUAUGCACUCGGUACUGUCGCAUAUGACAUCCCUGAGCAGCAGCAGCAGAGCAGCAGCUGGGGGAGAGACGCCACAGACUUCUGCCCCGAGGAGAUGCAGAAGAAGGGGAAGCCAGAAUUACUCGUACUGCUCAUGUUCAGCUCAUACCGGUGA